Messenger RNA from Mus pahari (shrew mouse), 2775 nucleotides. RefSeq names its product chromosome 5 C1orf115 homolog (gene C5H1orf115). The record is from RefSeq and is a predicted model, not a curated record. Bases 66 to 491 code for a protein of 141 amino acids. The transcript is spliced from 2 exons. Lineage: Eukaryota; Metazoa; Chordata; Mammalia; Rodentia; Muridae.
CGGGGCGGAGCGCGGAGCAAAGGUUGCUUCAUAGCCCGGGCCCUUCUCCAGAGCUCGGCGGCAUCAUGACGGUGGGCGCCCGGCUCCGAAGCAAGGCGGCGAGCAGCUUGGUGGGCCGAGGGCCCCUGGGGCGAUCGCGCCGCGCCGGUGACGAGGAGACAGAUGCCAUCGUGGAGCACCUGGAGGGCGAGGACGAGGACCCGGCGAGCCCGGACUGUGAGCGCGAAGAGGGCGGGCGGCGCGCAGGGACCCCGAGCGCACGCAGGGUGCACCUGGCUGUGCUGCCGGAGCGCUACGACUCCCUGGAGGAGCCCGCGCCAGGCGACAAGCCCAAGAAGAGGUACCGGCGAAAACUGAAGAAGUACGGCAAGAAUUUUGGGAAGGCCAUCAGCAAAGGAUGCCGGUACAUCGUCAUUGGCCUGCAAGGAUUUGCCGCAGCGUACUCUGCCCCAUUUGGAGUGGCCACCAGCGUGGUGUCCUUCGUGCGCUAACCAGAGCUGCAGGGGCAGGUGACACCAGAAUGCUUCUGCCCAGGGGACAGUGUGAAUCCACCACCACUUCAGACUCGGACUCAUUGGAAUUCAGAAGAGGAACCCUGCUUCAUGUGCUAUUGUUGAACUGGUUGACUAUGAGGCAGGAGCCGUCCCUGCUCAUCCGCUGAGCCAGUCAUGGACUUGGGUGGAUCCAGGAGUCAUUUCUGCAGAGACCUGGGCCAAGGUCAGGUUGGGGUUAGGAUUAGUUUGCUUCCUGUGCUAGUUAGAGCCUUCCGGGGAUACACGCAGGCAGGCCCAUGGCAGGUCUGGGGUCUGAGUCAUGCGGAUAAUGGGUGAAUUUGAGGGAGGAGGACACAGACCUCUGAUGAUGGUUGCUAGUUUCUGAAAAGGUUGGGGUGCUGACGGCAUUAGCCUUGACAUUCCUUGAGAGCUGUUUGUUUCGGAAGUCUAUCUCCCCCAUCUCUUUUCUCCACUCGCACUGUCAUCUGGGAGUUUAAUUACCGGUUUGGGAAGAAAGAAGGAAGGAAACCAUCUUUAAAGACCAUGAUGCUUUGUAAUGCCUGUUCGCAGCUGUGUGGGGACAAUUGAAAGAAGAUCAAAGUGUAUCAUUUUCACCCACCUACAUAAGCAUGCAGCUGACAAGGAGGGAGGGAGGUCAGGGUCAGAAGCAGGCUGGGAGGCUGCAACAGGUGCUUUUGGAAGGGCUGGGCCAGCUCUUGUGUUCUGAGCUGUCAGGACUCCUGCAGAUGUGGCUCACCACACCAGUUCACUGCAACAGGUGCCCAAGUCCCCCAUUUGAUUUAGGAGAGGGAGAGAGAGAGAGAGAGAGAGAGAGAGAGAGAGAGAGAGAGAGAGAGAGACUCUGAAUGGGAACUGAAAUGUCUAUUUAGAGGAGGAACCCGUAAGUAAGAGGCAGACAUGAAGAAAGACCAAGAACAACAUUGGAAAAGCAAUGAAGGCUGGGAGUUAGGCAUGUAUGCCUGCCAUGGGGAUUUUCUUGGGAGGGCUGGGCUGGUUGUGUGCAGGACCAGAGGAAGCUGGGGGUGGGGGGGGACCAGGGUCACCACAGUGGUUGGGUUCAUGCCUCUUAGGCCUGCAUCUCACUUGGAUUCAAAGUCCAGUGUAGGCAAGAGUCCCAGGCUUGGCACACACCGGGGAUGGUUUGUUGACUACCACAGGAUGCUGGGAGAAGUGGAGAAGAAACCCUUAAAGUUGUACUGGUGUAUGUCAAAACUGUUUUUAAAGUACCUCACAGAGAAGUUCUUCUCGCCAUGACUGUUGGCCAACCCCAACAGCAGGCCAGGAUUCCAACAUUGCUUCUUGAAUAUUCCAGAUCCAGAGGUGUUGGGACCACUCUGCAGGAUCUGGGUCAGCCUAUUGGCCUGAGGCUUCCUGGGGCACACAAAGAAAGCCAUGGUAUUCAUACCUCACCCAUGGAGUCCAACACUGGUGGGCGGGUAGGGUGGUAAGAUGGACAGAGGGACAGGCACAGAAGACAGUGGCAUUUAGUUGCCCAUUUAGACCCAGCCCUGCUGAAUAUGUCCAAGCCCUAGAGCUGGGAAAUAUUCUUGCUUUAACCCCAGUAGCACUAGCUACUACAUGCAUGGAUUCACACCCGUGACAGAGUGAUGCUUGUUGGAUAGACCUAGGAUGGAAUAGGAGAGGUAGAUAGGAGAAAGGGCCACAUGCAGUUAGUUGGAAAGAGACAGAAAUGGGAGGCUUUGCAGGAUGCCUCCCCUGCCACCUGAUCCCAUGAACCCCAGGGAACCCACAGCAGAGCCCCAAGGAGCCAACAACAUCCUGCCUGUAGGGAGAAGUGUGGCCCAGGGAAGGGAUGAACAGUCAGUGUUGCUUCCUCCCCACCUCCCAAAUUGUAAAAGCAACAAAGCAAAGCUCAUCUGGCCCAGUGUCUCUCCAAGUCUGGCUAAGAAUUAACUCAAAGCGUCCAAAGUCAAAAGCUCCCAGGGGUUGUCCUGGGACUCCCCGGGGUUUGCUGCAAGGUGGACUUCAGCCCCUGGAGCAUUCAUUCUGUGUGGUCACAUCGCCGCCUGUGUGGGACUCUUGGUUCUGUGAGCUUGGUUCUUCCAGCCUGCAAACUUGGUUCCUGCUGCCGACUGCUUUUCUUUGUGUUCCCUGGUUAUUCUCCUGUGUCCAGCAGCAGGGCCCACACCCCACUGCAACCGAGUUUAAGAGCUUAGCGUUCCCACUACUGGCUUCCAAACCCUUCCUCUGUAUCCCUCCCUUGCCUUUGCUGUAAAUAAAAGUCCCAGCUCAUCUGGUU